Molecule: messenger RNA, 874 nt
Organism: Apaloderma vittatum (bar-tailed trogon)
Lineage: Eukaryota; Metazoa; Chordata; Aves; Trogoniformes; Trogonidae
Gene: GMEB1
Product: glucocorticoid modulatory element binding protein 1
Exons: 8
Biological process (GO): positive regulation of transcription by RNA polymerase II
Cellular component (GO): nucleus
Molecular function (GO): DNA-binding transcription activator activity, RNA polymerase II-specific; RNA polymerase II cis-regulatory region sequence-specific DNA binding
Source: RefSeq, a predicted model, not a curated record
GAUUUACCAAGAAGGCUCGGAGGCCAGUGCCGCCGUAGUGGCCGUCGAAACCCACACCAUCCACAAGCUAGAAGAAGGGAUCGACCCCAGCACCAUUGAGACAAACGAGGAAAUCGAGAUCGCCUAUCCCAUCACCUGUGGGGAGAGCAAAGCCAUCCUGCUCUGGAAGAAGUUUGUCUGUCCCGGAAUUAAUGUCAAGUGUGUCAAGUUCAAUGACCAGCUGAUCAGCCCAAAGCAUUUUGUUCACCUGGCUGGGAAGUCUACCCUAAAGGACUGGAAGAGAGCCAUUCGCCUCGGAGGAAUCAUGCUGAGGAAGAUGAUGGACUCGGGGCAAAUUGACUUCUACCAGCACGACAAAGUUUGCACCAACACGUGUCGAAGCACCAAGUUUGAUCUCCUGAUCAGCAGCGCCAGAGCACCUGUGCCGGGGCAGCAGAGUGUGGUGCAGACUCCUACAUCAGCUGAUGGGAGCAUCACCCAGAUCGCGCUGUCGGAGGAGAGCAUGGAGGAGGGGAUUGAGUGGAACUCAGCUCUGACAGCUGCCGUCACCAUGGCCACUGAGGAAGGCAUGAAAAAGGACACGGAUGAGAUCUCCGAGGACACGCUGAUGUUCUGGAAAGGAAUAGCUGAUGUGGGGCUGAUGGAAGAAGUUGUGUGCAACAUCCAGAAGGAGAUAGAAGAAGUCCUAAGAGGUGUCCAGCAGAGGUUGGGUCAAUCUCCCUUCCAGAUGACAGAUGCUGCAGUCUUGAACAACGUCGCCCACACGUUUGGCCUCAUGGACACGGUCAAAAAGGUUCUGGACAACAGGAAAAACCAAACAGAGCAAGGGGAGGAACAGUUUCUUUACACGUUGGCAGACCUGGAGCGGCAGCUG